GACGAUAGAACUUCUCCUUACAUCGCUUGUAGCUACGAAACAUUCAUCCAAUCCGAAUAGCUAGCAUCUCCUACAUUUUAUCCUUUUUAUCUACAAGCUGUUGACUUUCCGAAAAUGCUUGUACCACAACUCGCUACGUUUACUCUUCUCGCAAGCACUGUGCUCGCGGGAAAGGGAUGCAGGAGAUGCGACUGUCACGUUUCUCUAAGAUCAUGGAUAAACCAGUACGAUGCGGAUGAGGCAGCAGGGUCUGCGCGUCAGUGGGUUCAACGUCUGGUAGCGAAUGGCGACUUUGAGCAAUUCCAAAUGAGUGCGGCGCCAAGUGCGAAAUGCACUUCGCAGAAAUGCGACUACUGGCAAGCCUGGUUUAAGGCAUGGAGGCUCUGUGCUAAUGGCAGUAGCUACUCUUGCUCAUCAGGCGCAUGGGGUACCCUACGGUACACGAUCGACUGUUCCAAUUGCGAAUCUGGUUUUCUAAAUGGCGGUCGGAAAAAUUCUAGAUGGCGGUUUCACGCUUUGGGACUUUAG
Molecule: messenger RNA, 528 nt
Organism: Pseudocercospora fijiensis CIRAD86
Lineage: Eukaryota; Fungi; Ascomycota; Dothideomycetes; Mycosphaerellales; Mycosphaerellaceae
Exons: 3
Coding region: 115-528 (137 amino acids)
Source: RefSeq, a predicted model, not a curated record